AUGACGGCUCCCAAGCGCCCGCGAGAGGCAUCCUCGAAUAAUGACGACGGCGCCGCCUCGCCCGUCGACUCGCCCGCACAGUCGCCCUCGUCCUUCCGCAAUGUCUCGGCGUGCAACCGGUGCCGCCUGCGCAAGAACCGCUGCGACCAGCGCCUGCCCGCCUGCGCCAGCUGCGAAAAGGCCCAUGUUAAAUGCGUCGGCUACGAUCCCAUCACCAAGAGGGAGAUCCCGCGAAGCUACGUCUACUAUCUCGAGAGUCGCGUCGCCUACCUGCAAUCGCUGCUGCGCGACAACGCCAUUGCCUACGCGCCCCCCGAGCACUUUGCCCUGAGCUUCAAGCCGCCUACUGGCCAGCCCACCUUCUCGCUCGAGCAGCAGGCCCUGGCUCAGGCCCGGGACCGGCAGCACGAUCGCGAGAAGAUCAAUAAAAUGGUGUCGAAUAUUGGCAUGGUCUCGGUGCAGGGGGCAUCCGACCCCCGCUACUUGGGCUCAACCUCCGGCAUCUCCUUUGCGCGCGUCGUGUUUGCGGCGGUGAAGAGCUCCGUGUCGGGCGCCUCGUCGGAAAAGGGUAGUACCAAGGCCAGCAAGCCGCUGCCGGGAUCUGCGGCCGCCAGUGGCACGUCCAUGAGGGACUCCUUCUUCGGCCUGCACACGAAACCCAACAUACGUCAGGCGCCCUUCCCCGAGCGCGACCUGGCCCUGCGCCUGGUGGACCUGUACUUUGAGCAUGCCAACCCUCAGAUCCCCAUUCUCCACCGCGGUGAGUUCAUGGCCAUGUUCGACCACGCUUAUGCCGCCGAUGAGUCCGCCAGGACCAGCAGGGAGCUCUACAUGCUUAACAUUGUCUUUGCUAUUGGCGCCGGCAUCAUCAUGGGCUCUUCCGAUUCUUCCGAAUCGCCUGACCCUGAUGGCUCGAACGGCGCCAUGAAACCCCCUCAGUCACCGCCCGGCAAGCGGAGGAGGAUCUCCGGCGUCCAGUCUCAGCCCGAGGAGUACCAUGCUUCGGCUAUAGUGCACCUCGAGAGCUUUCUCGGCUCCAACCCGGCCGUGGAUCGUCCCGACGGCUUCGGCGGAGGGUUGGAAGAGCUGCAGGCCGUGCUUCUGCUGGCCGGCUUCGCCCUCCUGAGACCGGUCGCUCCGGGUUUGUGGUACAUCACGGGCGUGGCGGUCCGACUGGGCGUGGAUCUAGGUCUUCACUACGAAGACGGCGUAGGCAUCGACGGAAACACUGGAGAAGAAACGACGAACUCACACAAGCAGGAACCCGACUCGAGCGAAUCCGCCGAGCCAAGUAACACUGUGAAGCUGAAUCCUAAGGAGAGAGGCCGGCGACAAUGGGUCCGUGACCUUCGACGCCGUCUGUGGUGGUGCGUAUACUCGUUCGACCGCUUGGUCAGUACUUGCGUCGGUCGACCUUUUGGCAUCACCGACCAAGUCAUCACGACUGAAUUUCCCUCACUGCUGGAUGACAAGUAUAUCACCAAGGAAGGCUUCUUGACUCCACCGAGCGAGAAGCCGAGCUACAAGUUCGUGACAUAUCAUUAUCUCCGCUUCCGUCUUUUGCAAUCUGAGAUCCUCCAAGUGCUUCAGCAUUGCCAGGCUCAGCAAGCUCGUGCGAACGGAGCAAACCAAAGCAACGACUGGAUGCAUUCGGAACUCCCGUCUCCGUUCUUGGCAAAAUAUGAAUCUUUUCAAUCUUGGCGGCGGCACAUUGACCGCCGUCUCUGGGAGUGGAAAGAAUCUUCUCCGACUCAGGCUGAUACGGGCGUGCAAUUCUCACCCCUUUUCCUGGAACUGAAUUACUGGCAGGCUGUCAUAAUGCUGUACCGGCAGAGCCUGAGUGUCCCACAGGUGCUGGCCGAAGAAUUGAAGACGACGGAGGAUGACGUCUCAAGUCCCUCUAUGGUCAACGUUGAAGCAACGGAAGACGAAGAAUUCGUAUUCCUGAAGGUGGCAGAAGCUGGUCAGAAGGUGCUCAAGUUGUAUCGCCAGCUACAUCGCGUACACUUGGUGAACUACACCUUUCUGGCCACGCACCAUCUGUUCAUGGCAGGUAUUUCGUUUCUUUACGCCGUCUGGCAUUCGCCGGUGGUUCGUAGUCAUCUGUCUCUUGACGAUGUUGAUUUCACUGUGCUGGCCGCUACCUCGGUGCUUGGCGAUCUUGUCGAGAAAUGCCCGCCCGCAGAAGCUUGCCGCGACGCCUUUGACCGCAUGAGCAAAGCUACCAUCCAGAUGUGCAUGUCGACGACAGGCUUCGGGCCACAGGCUGCGCAAGCUAUCAGCAGCCAGCAAGCCCGCCCUGCUCCUAAUGCUCCAGUUUACACUCCGUCGCCUAGCUACUCUGCUGCAGAAACUCACCCUAUGCCCUCUCCUUCCUCUGAACAACCUCAGAACUACCAGCAGCAACAACAGCAGCAGCAGCAGCAGCAGCAGCAGCAACAGAAUCAACAACAGCAACAGGUGCAACAGCAUCAACAGCCGCAGCAACAGCCGCCGCAGCAGCAGAGUUAUUUUCAACAAUCGUAUAGUGGCAGCGGCAAAGGGCCCCGCCCGUAUCCACGAUUCGACAUGAACCUGCGUGACCUCUUCAGCGACGAUGAGAGUGAGGCGCGAGCUUUACGGCGGCCGAGCCUAGGCCUCGUAGGUAUACGGCCGCACGGGCUCCAACACCAACAACGCGCGAAGCAGGAACAGCGGCCCGCGAGCGCGAGCGCAUACAUGCCCGAGGCGCACCUGCACGGCAGCCCGGCCCAGAACCAGAGCCAAGGCCCGUUCAGCGCUGCGCCACUCGACGCACAGCCGCAGCAGGCCGCCACCGGCCCGGUGGCGAUGCCACGCCAGCAGAGCCAGGGCCACCGGCAGCAUCAUAGCGUCCAUCAGCAACAGCCACACAUGUCACCGUACCAGCAGCAGAUGGGCUUUGGCCAGCAACAGCACCGGUAUAGCGCGCAGCAGCAGCAGCCAUCGCCCCAGACGCAUAUCCCGCCGCAGUCGGCCUAUCCCGACCUCGGCGUGAACCCGUUCCCGGACCUCGACUUCCUCGACGCGUUUCCCCCGGGUGGUGCCGCGCCGGGGCCGAGCGCCGAGACGGGCGGCGGUGGCAAUAUGGACCUGGGGUUUGGGAUGGAGCUGGGCGAUGCGGUGGGGAACCAUGACUGGAGCGACGGGAACGCGUUUGACCUGUUUGACGGGUUUUUCUUUGGGCAAGGGCCUGGUGCGCCAGGGAGUCUGUAG
Molecule: messenger RNA, 3234 nt
Organism: Aplosporella prunicola CBS 121167
Lineage: Eukaryota; Fungi; Ascomycota; Dothideomycetes; Botryosphaeriales; Aplosporellaceae
Exons: 3
Coding region: 1-3234 (1077 amino acids)
Biological process (GO): DNA-templated transcription; positive regulation of transcription by RNA polymerase II
Molecular function (GO): DNA-binding transcription factor activity, RNA polymerase II-specific; zinc ion binding; sequence-specific DNA binding
Source: RefSeq, a predicted model, not a curated record